AUGAUAAUAGACACUAAUGGUGGUCGAAUUAUUACUGUUCUUACUCAUCAUAAUACUAUUAGAAAUUAUUUUCAAAGAUUAUAUGAUGAGUAUGCAGGAUCAGAGCGGCNGGUCUGCGUCAAGGAAUCCGUCACCGUCCCUGGAAAGCUUGGCGACUGCCCCUUCUCUCAAAGAGUUUUGUUGACCCUUGAGGAAAAGCAUGUACCUUAUGACAUGAAGCUAGUAGAUCUUUCAAAUAAACCAGAAUGGUUUUUAAAAAUCUCUCCUGAGGGCAGAGUUCCUCUGGCCAAACUAGAUGAAAAGUGGGUUGCUGAUUCAGAUGUUAUCACUCAAUCAGUUGAGGAGAAGUACCCUAAUCCACCAUUAGCAAUUCCUCAAGAGAAAGCUACAAUUGGUUCGAAAAUCUUUUCCACGUUCAUUAGUUACCUUAAAAGCAAAGACGCCAGUGACGGAACGGAGCAGGCUUUGCUGAGUGAGCUGAAAUUGUUUGAUGAUUAUAUUAAAGAAAAUGGUCCUUACAUCAACGGCGACAAGAUAUCUGCCGCGGAUCUGUCACUUGCUCCAAAGCUUUAUCAUAUGGAGAUUGCUCUAGGACACUACAAGAAUUGGACAGUUCCAGAAUCACUGCCAUAUGUGAAGAGUUACAUGAAGAAUGUUUUCUCCAUGGAUUCCUUUGUGAAAACUAAAGCACUGCAAGAGGAUGUGAUUGCUGGAUGGCGCCCCAAAGUUCUUUCUUGAAUUUCUCAAAUUUUGUAAGUCAAAAGUAUUUCCUUGUAUGACCUGAGUAUAUCACUGUUGUAAAUAAAAAGAUUUCACCAUUUUGGUGAAUUUCACCAUCUUGAUCUCCUUAAUGGUGUACGCUUCUUGCAUCUUUGAUAUUUCACUCAUAUUGACGAGUGCGGUAUAUAUAAAGAGGAUUCUAGUGUUAGUUU
This is a messenger RNA of Asparagus officinalis (garden asparagus), 932 nucleotides long. RefSeq names its product glutathione S-transferase DHAR3, chloroplastic-like. Gene Ontology annotation, molecular function: glutathione dehydrogenase (ascorbate) activity. The record is from RefSeq and is a predicted model, not a curated record. Gene Ontology annotation, biological process: cellular oxidant detoxification; protein glutathionylation; ascorbate glutathione cycle. The transcript is spliced from 7 exons. Lineage: Eukaryota; Viridiplantae; Streptophyta; Magnoliopsida; Asparagales; Asparagaceae. Bases 1 to 738 code for a protein of 245 amino acids.